Messenger RNA from Ruditapes philippinarum (Manila clam), 2243 nucleotides. RefSeq lists its product as uncharacterized. The record is from RefSeq and is a predicted model, not a curated record. NCBI's taxonomy places the organism in Eukaryota, Metazoa, Mollusca, Bivalvia, Venerida, Veneridae.
GAUAUGACACCUUUCACACAUGGAGCUGCAGACAGAGUUCGUCAGUUUGGAGAUCAUAUAGGUGUAACUGACCGAUACACAGGAUACAGAAACAACCUCACUCGGGGUACCAGAGACCCUUUCAAGCUUGGAACCAGCUGGAUGGACAAAAGCAUUCAGGGGGGACAACUAAGAAGCAGUUUUGCUAGAUCCAACACAUUUGCUGCCCCCUCCAUGGCUGAAGCUAGAACUAUGGCAGCCCCCGGCAGUGCCAAAGUUAGAUUCGGAACAACUCAACCAGGCAAAGUUGAUGUCAGAGGUUAUCAGACAGUUGACAGUCUAUACCCUCGUAGUAAUACAAUGUUUGUUGAUGAUGCAGCUAGUCGUAGCCAGGCGCUGGCAAACCUUAAAGCAGCUAAUGCUCUAAACGCCAGCACGUCAAAUUCUCAAGCAUUCACUGCCAUGCCUCGCGGUCACAAAAACCUGUCCGUACAGGAACAAGCUGGAAUUAACACAACAUACCCAGGUAGGACGGAAUAUAUGACCAGGUACAAGAAGCCACCACAAGAUGUAAAGACCAGCGACUUUAUUGUUAAUCCAACACCAAACUUCAUGCUGCAUGGACGCCCACUAGGACUAACAACAUAUUCUCCCAGCUUUACUGAAUACCAAACAAGAUAUGAAUGGCCAGACGGCAAUAAAAUAGUAAAAUUACCAUGGAGAAGAAACUAAAAUGACAAGUUAUAAUUUAAGAGUAUUGCUUUCUGCCAAAGACUGUCAUAUUUUGAAAUGCAAUAGAACAAUAUGGAAAAAAUUAUUACCUUUUUACUGAUAUUGAUUGUUAAUCUUUUUUUCUUAAAUUAUAUAUUUUUUUCAACUGAAAUUUCUCUAUUAUAUAGGGUACUUUUUUGUGAAAAUUUUCUAUUUUAUAACAUGUUUUUAGUAAAGUUCACAGUACCAAUUUUAAAAAGAAAAUGACUUAUUUGCUUUAUAAAUCAAUAUGAUGUAUUGGACCAGUUUGUUAAUUAAACAUUAAUAUUUAAAAUUGUAGGUCUUUAAAAAGAUCUAUCACAAAUCCUUUAUCUACAUAGAACAUAUAAUAAAUAUUUGUCAGCUUAGCAAAUCUUUAUGUUUUUAAAUCAGAAUUAUUUUUAUCUGCUCAAGCAGACAUGUUUUUAUCAGUCAGUAUUAAUAGAUUAUAUUUUACUGUUGUUAUACCAGUUUACUGUGAUAUAUAUAUAUUUACAUGCAUAAUAUACAGAAUAAAGUUGCAAAAUACCUAAUGUCUAAGUAUUAUAUAGAUAUAUAAAAAAUUUUAUAUUCUUUUCUAAAUUUCCUUCUGAUGGUUUUAAGAUUUGAAUAUUUCACUUUCGUUAAUCUUAAGACUUUAAUUGUGUAGGGAUUUUUAGAUAAAUUUAUUUAUACACUCAUUCCUUUGAUAAUUGUCAACAAAGGGACAUAACAAUGACAUAUUCAGUUGUCUUUUUUAAAUGAUUGAUGAUUGUUAUGAAUAAACAUUCUAGAUUUUCAGCACAACUUCUUUAAAACAUCCUAAUUUUUCAUUUAUUUAAUACAUCUUUCAUGUGUAUUGUUUUCAUUGACUUGUUUCUAAUAUAUUACACAGAUCAGGGUUAAUUGCUUUAUACAGUAGAUAUUAGUUAUAAUGUCAUUCUACAUUUCAAAUUAACACAUUUUUCCUGGAGAGAUGCAUGACAUUUGUCUGUCUUGUAAACAAUGCCUAUUUUCUGGACUAUGUAUUACCGAAAGCAUUUGUUUUGUAUGUGAAUUUGUUGUUUUAUAUGUAAUAUUUUUGAAGAGAAUUUAUUUGUUGAAGUUUUUUUGUAUGUAAAUAUAUGAGAAAAUCAUCUAAGCAUGUCAUUAUAACAUAUGACAUUGAAUAGAUUGAUAUUUGCUUUAAGGUUUUUUAUUGUAAUGCUUUACUUCUUUACCAUAAAAAGAAUUGUUUUGACAUGGAAUAACUUCUAAAAGUCUUAUCAGAAUACAUGAAUACAUGUAUACAUUUUAUUUAAAUCAAUAGUCUUACAAUUUUGUGGGACAUUUUCUUGCUAUAUAUAUUUUUCUUAUUCUUAAAACAGUAUCAAUGUAUUCAAUGUUACAAUCUGUAAAUGCUGUUUUAGUGAACUUAAUAAUAAUCUUGCACUUUUGUGUGAAAUUUGCACCCUACAUCUAUACCUUUGUUACAAUUUUGUAGAUCAGUUUAAUGUUAAGAAAUAUUUCUGGAAAAAAAAUAUGAUCAAAGUAAA